GUCCCAGUUCGCACGCGUGCCUUUCGCGGUAAACUCGAGUUUUCUUGCGGGAUAUAGUACAAAUGUCAGUAAAAAUGUCUGGAUAUUAGGCUUCCUGGCUAUGCGAUGUCUAAUUGGGGUAGAAAUAAUGGACCAAGACAGCAAAAGAAGCGGACCUUUAUAUACAACACGCCAGCAAAUCAUCCUCCGGUCGCCAAUUUUGUCAACAAUCUACCACCACAACACAGUGGCUUGACAAGCGAAAAUGACAUUUCUUCGCCACGAAAGAAGCGAAAAAGCUCCCAUGGGGCUACGAAUGAUAGAGCAACAGAGAAUCUAUUAAGGGAUCUUCCGCCAGAGGCAUUCGAUGAUGAUCUAGGCGAUGAAUUUGGGAUCGAUGACGACGAUGCACUGUGCGAAGUUGCGUCGCUUGCAGAGCUCCAAACUCAACAAAGUGUGCAAACCUCUGCUGCUAGUGUUGGGGUGUCUGGGGUUGGGAUUUCGAACACCACUAGACGGAAUCGAACAUCUGUCACAUGCGGACCAGACACUGAUACAGGGAUAGAAUUCUCUGAAAGUCUUUUGGAUGAUUGUGAUGAGCUUGAAAUGAUAAACGCGAUUGAUAAUGUUUCAGGUUCUGUUAAUCAGAGAUCUAGUUGUACCUUUGAAAAGAGGUCAGCAGAUCAGAUUAAAGGUAAUGCGAACUCUAAUGCAAGGCCUCUACAAAAAGGGAUUGUUUUAAAACCAGAUGCUACCACCAAUUUAUUACCUAGUAACCAAUCUGAACAAUCCACAAAUGGCAAGGCAAUUGAGGCUAAAGAAGUUUUUAGUGAUAGUAGAAUACAAAGCUUGCAGAAAGAGAUUGAAGAGUUGAAGGAAAAAUACAGCAAAGCACAGAGUAAUGUACAGAGUCUUGAAGAAGAGAAAUAUGGUAAAGAUGGUGAAUUGAGAAUGUUGAAAGAGUCUUUGGCUCAUUUUCAGGCAGAAGAAGCAAAGAAGCGAGAGCAGAUUAGAGCUAUGGAGGAUCAACGUAAGCAAGAGCAGUCAGAAAAGGAAAAGGAAUUACAAAAACAGGUUGAGCAUCUAACAACACGUUUAAAGUUCCAGGAACAAGAGAUUGCCCAAGCUAUGGAGCAACGAAAAAAACAUACAUCCAAAAAUUCUGCUGAUGAAAUUUGUAGUCCUUACCGAGAGCCAUCCAUUGCUGGAAACUUUCAGAAUACUACUCCUGUAAGAGGGAUCCCUAUGGGAAGCUCAUUCUAUGAGAAAGAGAAGCGCCUUACUAAAGUUAAUACAAAUGAAAUAACUACAGACAAUUCUGAGAAUAGUUACUCGGAGACAAUCUCCAAGAGUUUUUCAGGAGUUUUUCCUGUGCUGGAGGAAAUGAAAGAAGAAUGUGUUUUGAGUAAAAGUAUUCUCAGAACUGACGUCUCCUCAAAAGGGGUGGAAGUAGAGCUUUUACAGAAGCUCUUUAGAGCUCAAAAUGUUGAACUCAACAGGCCUGACUACUCAUCUGAUGCUUUGACAGAGGAGGAAACUCUUGUCUCGUUGCUGCGACCAACAGCUAAACCAUCUACUUUUGAUAACACCACUAAGAAAUCUGAAGAGUUAGAUGUUCCUCCUACUCUUUUGCUAUUUGAGACUCCAUUAACAUCUAAAACACAGUCUGGCUCAUCCUUUAAGGAUUCAAAAGCAGACCAAGAAGACUGUGUAAAAUUAGCAUUUGAAUCGUUAAACGAACUCCUCAACAGUGAACAAGUUUCUCUGGGUAAACAAAAUCCAAGUGUAUUUGAUAUAAAAGAUGCAUGUGCAAGAGAUGAAACUUCUGCCAUUCACUCUGCUGUUGGUCUUCUACCUGUCCUUGAAUCACAUAUUGCUUUGUAUUGUGACCUACGCCUAGACAAGGAUGAAAGCUUAACCAGUACAUAUUCUGGGGGAGUUGAUAUGUCAGAUCAACAAGAUGCUUGUACUCCUGAUAGGGAAGGAGCCCAAGCAUUAAGUGAGGCAUUGAACAAUUGUAUUAAGUCUUUACAAUGUCUUAAUGUCCUGGUAUUGUAUAGUGUUAAUGUUUGUGAGAUGAUGCUUAGAUCAGCGAGGACUCUCAAAAGGGGAGAUAGGAAUGAGGACAACGAGAAGGAGAAAGGAAAAGAAGGGGAGAUGGCAAGCUUGGUUGAAAGAUCUGUUCUUUUGGAUUUGACAUACAAGCUGCUUACCAAACAGCCUAAUGAGCCAAGUACAAUUUCACAUGCAGCCCUGCAUGUUCUAGCAUCUCUGGCUCAAAAGUGCCCUAACAAAUAUCAGAACAGAUUAUUUUUGCUUUUGACUGAGGGUCUUCUCACUCAGUGUUUGACCAAGAAUCCGUCCUUUACCAUGCUAUCGCUUGUCAUGUCAGUCCUUAUUCCUAUGGCUGCAUUUGACUCUGCAGUUCUCCCUUAUCUUUGUCCACAAUCAGAUGAGUGUCUUUUAGUGAAGAUUUACCAAGGUGUGCUAGAUGAUUCAUGUGACAUACUGCAUUCAACCAAGACAACAGUCCAAAUGCAGGUUGUGGAGUUUCUUAAUAAGCUGCUUUCAAGACAUCCAGAAGCUUUGUCUUUUCUUUUGGACACAGAAUGCCACUGCACUAUGGAGCUAACCAAGUCUCUUGUUCUGAUGCUUUACAAAGAGAUGGUUUUCUUGCAAAAACAGGAUUCAAGUUUGAUUCUUCUCGAUGAGGGAGCAAGUUCCAGCUUGUCUCUUGUGCGACAUGGCAUGAUUCUUCUCUGGACGUUGUGCACCAAUGACAGAUUGUUCUUGGAGCACAGACUGGAAGUAGUACAGCAGUUUGCUAACCUCAUCCUUGGGGUUUCAAGACUCUACCACAGCCUUUCUGGAACUAUCAGUGAGACAGAAGUGAUGUCACUGCAAGACCUGGCUGAGUUAGACCAUAGUGAAGAUCUGGAAAUACUACAGUUUGGGGACGAAGAUGAUGCAGAGAACAUGGAUAUUGAUGGAUAGAGCGUGGCACACCUGUUGUACAUAUGUACUUAUAGUUCACUAUCUUAUUUACAGUUUUGUUCAAAGAACAUUUCAUCAGGAUGAAAGGUUGAAGAAAUAUGUUUUAUGAUCACAGGGUUAAAAAAACCAUCUGUCUAUACUCAAAAAAAAUAAUUGUUUUGUUCCAAUGCUAAUGAAGAGGGAUCUGAUCGGAUCACCCUAAUCACCCAGAGACCCCCACCCCAUUAAGACUCUGGCUAAAGGACUGCUAAAUAAUUAGCCUUUGUAAAUAAUUGGAAGUACUGUAUCACCUUUUUAGCUUCUUAUCCAGCCCUCCUAGGUGUUCCCAUCUAGUUGUCUGUUUGGGUUUCCUCUUGGUUGGUAAGAGUUUAUUGUCUGAGGCCCAACGGUUCAUAAAGCCUGUCAAGAAGACAUGAGGUUGGGCUGGCUUCUUUUAUCACAAACGUUUAGUAGUUAUAUUUCUCCUUGUGUAUAUCAUGUAAUAUAGUAAUACAAUUAUCUGUUUGAAAGGAAAAGUUGUGACCUUGACUGGAGUAAUUUUAGGACAUUUUUUUAUAUUUAGUUACAUUUUUAUCUCAAAGUGUAAAUUGAAAUUAAGGACUCACACAAAUGGUGCUUGAAAAUGCAAUGACAUCCUUGCUUAGUCAUACCUAAUUGGGAGUCCUGUGCAUAUGGUACCGCUGAUAAAUCAUAUACUGUACUCCCUAUACAAAAUUUGGUGAGUUAAUAUUAAACAAUUAUAAGUUCA
This is a messenger RNA of Nematostella vectensis (starlet sea anemone), 3721 nucleotides long. RefSeq names its product ATR-interacting protein. The record is from RefSeq and is a predicted model, not a curated record. Gene Ontology annotation, biological process: DNA damage checkpoint signaling; DNA repair. The coding region runs from base 106 to 2973 and encodes 955 amino acids. NCBI's taxonomy places the organism in Eukaryota, Metazoa, Cnidaria, Anthozoa, Actiniaria, Edwardsiidae. The transcript is spliced from 9 exons.